AUGCAUAUAUUCACUGUGAUCCUUACUGUAAUUGCAACCAUUGCAGCAAUUGUUCAAGCUGCACCAGCUACAACGUGUUCCACUCCAAAAGUACGCCAAGAAUGGCGCAAGUUGACACAGGCUCAGCACUCUGCCUUUUUAAGCGCAAUCGACAAGCUCAAAAACCGCCCAGCCUCAUCUCCGGUUUCUAAUAGCCUGAGUGGCAUGGCCCAGUGGAACUACGAUCAAUUUGUAAAAACUCACUGGGACAGCCAGGCCAUUGGACACGGUUUGCCCGUAUUCUUGCCAUGGCAUCGGCUUUUUAUUGCAGGAUUUGAGCUGGCUUUGCAAAGUAUUGACCCUUCAGUCAACCUUCCAUUUUGGGACUGGUCUUUAGAUUCGCAGAAUCCAGGUGCAUCCGAUUUGUUUUCCUCGAAAAACUUUGGUGGAAAUGGUCAAGGCAAUGAUCAUUGUGUCAAGGAUGGUGUUACCAAAAACUGGAAAGUGACAUACCCAGAUGCUUCUCAACGCCCAAUGGCACCUUGUCUUACCCGAUGCUUCAACUUUACGACUCUGUACCCUCCAGAAGCGGUUACAUUUGUUAUUGACCAGUCUAAAACUUACGACGAGUUCCGAUCCAAUCUAGAAUCUGGUCCCCAUGGGUCCGUGCACAACCAGGUUGGAGGGACUUGUGGAGAUAUGGGUGGCAUGUACUCUACCAACGAUCCCAUUUUUUUCCUCCAUCACGCAAUGGUUGACCGAAUCUGGUCUAUAUGGCAACUCAAGUGCAAUGGUGCUCAAAUCAAUACAUUUAGCGAAGACCCCAGUGUUGUCAUGGCACCAUUUGAUCUCAGUCCCAGCGCAGUCAUGUCUACUACUGCGGGGAGCCCCCUUUGCUACAACUAUGGAUCCAGUGCUAGUGAUUUGCCUAUGCAGCUUGCGUGCCCGAAUGGAGCUUCUACAGCAUUUCCUUCGAGUACUGGCUCAGUUCCUACAGGGGGUUCUAGUUCACAAUCGAAUUCACACUCCACUGCUAGUGCAAGUCCAGCUACGCCCAGCACCAGUACUAAUGGACAACAGCCAGUUGUGUUACCAUCAACCAAGGAACCCAAAGCAGGCAUCCUGGAUCAAGAUCCUCGAGCCAAUAGCACCACAGGCUUAUCCACUGAAGGUAAAAUUGACGUGAACCUAGCAGGUAAUUGGCUAGCCAACCUUUUGUUUGAACUCGUGCCCAAUGCCAAACACAAUCUGUUGCAUGUUGAAACCGCAUCGAGUAAUACUAGCGAGUCAAGCUCAACCUUUGCUCUGUCCAGCACAUCGACUCAGUCUGCCACGUCUACUAUUGAACCUGUCCUUGACCGUCGCAGUAACUUUGAUGAGCUUCAACCACUCUCAUUUGAGAUCCUAAAGCGAUCAGCAAAUGACUCGCAAGACACUUACACGCCCAAUUCCAACAAUGGAAUCCAAGCACCCAAUGCCAACGAUUUCGAGGACAUGGAAAACCUUCGAUAUCCUCCACAUGUUCCAGACAGAUGGCUUUUAAUGAACAAUUUGGAUCUUGAAAACGCACGAGCAUUUGAGAAAUUGGUUCAAAAGAUCAUCGAUGCAUGCAACAACAAGCACGGAUACACUUCACCAGCAGCACUCAGGUUCUUCAACACUUACAAUAUUCUUGGAAGGUUUAUUAUUAGUGUACAUAUUGAGAUUGAUUCGAGCAGUGGAUGA
This is a messenger RNA of Batrachochytrium dendrobatidis JAM81, 1704 nucleotides long. RefSeq lists its product as uncharacterized. NCBI's taxonomy places the organism in Eukaryota, Fungi, Chytridiomycota, Chytridiomycetes, Rhizophydiales. The record is from RefSeq and is a predicted model, not a curated record. The coding region runs from base 1 to 1704 and encodes 567 amino acids. The transcript has 3 exons. Gene Ontology annotation, molecular function: oxidoreductase activity.